Molecule: messenger RNA, 636 nt
Organism: Phalaenopsis equestris
Lineage: Eukaryota; Viridiplantae; Streptophyta; Magnoliopsida; Asparagales; Orchidaceae
Product: cytochrome b-c1 complex subunit 6-like
Exons: 5
Coding region: 191-400 (69 amino acids)
Biological process (GO): mitochondrial electron transport, ubiquinol to cytochrome c
Source: RefSeq, a predicted model, not a curated record
AGACGUCCCAAGCCUCCCAAAUGUUUGACCCCGCUUUUUUGGUCCUCAAUUGUUCCGAGCCAUUUACAAGCUUGCCAGAGAUCAUCUGCUGCUCAGCUCCUUGACAAAAGCCCUAGACGGUUUCGAGACCACGACGGAUUAGCUAGUCAGGAGGAAGGAAGAGCGACUCAAAUCUGUCAUAUUGAUCUUGAUGGCUGAUGAGGAACUUGUUGACCCAAAGAAAUAUCUCGAAGAACGUUGCAAACCAAAAUGUGUGAAACGUUUGUUCGAGUACCAGGCCUGCGUUAAGAGAGUUGAAGCGGAUGAAACUGGCCACAAGCACUGCACGGGGCAGUACUUCGAUUAUUGGCAUUGCAUUGAUAAAUGUGCUGCAGAAAAGCUUUUUGAUAAGUUGAAAUGACGAAGGAUGCUGUUUUAACUGAUUUAUUAGUCUUUGUGCGACGAGCCUGAAGCUCUUGUUUUGUUUUGUUUCUUCAGAAUAAGUGCCACUUUUUCUAUCAAUUGCCACGCUGAAAUGCACGUUUUUUUGCGAUACAGUUUUCUUUUUUAAUAUAUUAGUAAUAUGACCGCAUUCUUAUGUUAUCGAGCUUUUUUACUCUCCAUGACUGUCAAUUAAUUAUUCCUUCUCUGCUUAAU